GGCUAAUUAUUACAAAUGGAAAAGAAAAACUUGGAAUCAGAACGUAUAAUUUCACAAGGCAAGAUUGACUUUGCUGGACUUGAUCGUAGAGGGGUAGUAGGUACACUCAAGGAAGGAGAAUUUGAAUAUUCUUUGAAGACUUCUCAAGUUUUCCUGUUAGGAAUGGCAGCAAGAUUGCUGUGUUCAGGAGAGCGAGGUAUAGUUUUGUAUGCACGCAAUUUACAAACAUUCUGCUUAUCGAAAAGGCAAUUCUCAAGCCAAGGACAGAAAGACCCUAAAGAAACAACUGAUGUUCAGGAGGUUGCUGGAGAGCCACUUCAUACCUGGUUAGACAUAAGAGCUGGGAUAUUUGGCCCAAGUGACCACCGACUGCCACUUCCAGGCAAUGUAGGCCUGAGCCAACAGCUUGAACCAACUGUGCGCCCUCCUAUUCAGUUCAGACGAAAAGUUACACCUGGCGUUCUCCCGGAUGUUCUCACAAGCAGAACCAACCACGAAAACCAGGCCAGUGCAAUAGAUCAGUAUAUAAAAAAUACUGAAGAGUUGGAUAAAAAUAUUGUUGAAGAGACAAUAAAAGACAUGCCACAACCAGCUGACAUUUUGGAAUGCCGUGCACAGCAGUGCCCAGAGCUGAUCAAGAAAGAUUUUCUCGACUUGUUUCCUGGCCAUAAUCUUCAGGAUGGACCUCUGGCUGUGAUAACCCUCAGUCAGAAGACCCAAUGUGACAUGAGUGCUUGGUCAGAAGACAUGGAGAUUGAGAGGGAUGAACUCAUUGAAUAUUUCAUCAUGGCUGCUGAAGAGAUUUGUGGCAUCUUCAAGUCAGAAGGUUACUGGGCGGACUUCAUCGACCCAAGCUGUGGGCGGCCUUAUCACGGACAGUUUACAAAUGCGACUCUGUUUGAGACCGAUGAACGUUACAGGCACAUGGGAUUCCGUAUUGAGGACCUGGGUUGCUGUAAGGUUAUAUCACACAGGCUUUGGGGCUCACAUGUCUUUGUUGGUUCCAUAUUUACCAAUGCCCCAGUGGAUUCGGACGUCAUGGAACUAGCAUUGAGAAAGCACCAAUCACCUCAAUGUCCCUCCAGUUAAUUUUGAAAAAUGUAAAUGCAUAGUCAAAUCUUAUAUUUAUGUACAUAUUACAAAUUAAUGUAAUUUAAAAAACAAGGAGCAAAGAAUAUACUUUUAGUAUGAGUUUGCUAAUUAGAGUUUUCUGUUUUGAGUCAAAUACCCAGUUAAUUGGUACCAGUGUCUUGAUUGUUUAAAGAAGGUUUGUGAUUUUCAGUUAGCUUGUAUAUUUUGAUGGAUUCUCAGGAUAAUGAAGCAGAUUAAAAAAUAAAAAAAAUAAAAAUUGA
Messenger RNA from Penaeus vannamei (Pacific white shrimp), 1352 nucleotides. RefSeq names its product cobalamin trafficking protein CblD. The record is from RefSeq and is a predicted model, not a curated record. Lineage: Eukaryota; Metazoa; Arthropoda; Malacostraca; Decapoda; Penaeidae. Gene Ontology annotation, cellular component: mitochondrion. Gene Ontology annotation, biological process: cobalamin metabolic process.